This is a messenger RNA of Sturnus vulgaris (Common starling), 4062 nucleotides long. NCBI's taxonomy places the organism in Eukaryota, Metazoa, Chordata, Aves, Passeriformes, Sturnidae. The record is from RefSeq and is a predicted model, not a curated record.
AUGCUGGAGGAGGAGCAGAAGCGCCACAACUCCGGACAUCGGCGGCAAGACUGCCCAGUGAGUUCCCGUAGCUUCACUGCGGGUUUGUUGAUUGCUCCAGGCUUUGCCUGCUUUAAAUUAAUGCGCUCAGGACCAAUAUUACCUCAGGAUAUAAAUCCGUCAGAAAUGGACACCAUUGAAGAUUUGAGAAGAAAACUCCAGAAGCUUGAGAAAAUAAAUUUGGAAUUAACCAAUCAGCGCAAUCAAGAUAUGUCACGCUAUGAAAAAGAAAUAAUGAAAUUAAGGUUGGAACUCGAGAGGGGAGAAGCUCUUCGUCAAGUUCUGGAAAGUGAAAUGUCAUUUGCUAAAAAAGAGGCUCAUGUGCAGAUGUGCUCUGCAGAGGAUGAGCUAUGUGAUAUAAAAGCCAAGCUUUUGGAACUGCAAGUACUCAACGACAAAUACCGGCAGAAAGUAGCAGAGACUGAGAAAAUGUUUCAAAGUGCUCUGUGGCAAUGGGAAGAGGAACAACAAAAAUUUGCAGUGGAGAGAGAUAACAUCCACAGAGCAUACCUCACCGAAAUGGAAUUCCUUAUUAAAGAAAAAACUGAAACGGAAAAGGCUUGUCAGGAAACUAAUGCUGUCCUGCAAAACACGCUCAGGAAGUUGAGGGAUAUGGAGGUAGAGCACCAUGGAUGCAGCGAGAUCCUGAGGCUCCAGGCUGAUCAUCUGGAUCUCAAGGAUAGACAGAAGGAGAGACUUGUCAGGGAGCUUGAGGCAGCUAUGGAGAAAACAAAGAAACUGGAGGAAAACGCUGAAGCAGCAAGACUAGCACAUAUGGAAUGUAAAUACACUGCAGAUGUCAUGCAGUUAAGAAUUCAAGAACUUGAAGAUGCUUUGAAUAAAAAGCAAGGCGGCAGGAGAGAAGCUGUUUCAGUGGUAGCAAAGAAAGAUUUUGGAGAGUCAGAAAAUGCACAUCAGAGAGGAAAAAAAGUUUUACAAAGACAGCAUGCAUCCUCAAAUGUGCAAUGGAGAGAGGGGGCUGAGGAAAGAAAGGAAACUGAAGAACCCUCUGGGAGAUUAGUGAAUGCUGCAACCAGCUUCAGCCUGCAUGAAGGCCCAGUGAAGGAGCUGUCCAUCCUCCUGAACAUAUUCCAGAGCAUGGCAGACGGCCAUGUGAUUGCCAGACACCCGGACGUUCCCCUGGAAGUGUUACCUUGGAGAGAGUUUUGUGAACUCUUGCGUGAGAACGUUGAAGCCCUGAUCUUGAACUUCCACGAGGCUAACAAGAGGAUAUCUCACCUGGAAUAUAUUUGCAAGCACAAGACUUACACUGUGAACAACCUUCAGCGGAACCAGAAGAAUGCUUUGGCAAAAAUGUCUGAACAGUUAAAAGCACAAGAACAUUGCUGGCAGAAAGAAAAGAAAUAUCUUGAACACCAGUACUCAAAUCUCCUUGCAGAAGUUCAUGCAAGAGCACAGGAAUGUGAAGAAAUUUCACAGAAAAGCAGGCAAAAACUGUAUGGCCUUGAACAAAUCUGUGAGAAGCUGGCCCAUGAGAACAAUUCUGUGAGAAACGCAUUAUCGCUUGCUCACAAGGAGCGCUCAUCUCUGCUGGCAGCCUGUGCACUGCUGUCAGGGGCCCUGUGUCCUCUCUACAGCAGAGUGUGUGCUAUGUCUUCCCAAAGAGAUAUUCUCCAGGUCCAGGUGAACCUCCACGAAUUAGUGAACCAGAAGAUCAGGAGCCUCCUUUAUGGUCUCCCUACUAUGGAAAACAAUCAAGAGGAAGAAAGGCGGAGAAGAGCCAAACACCUGAUUUAUGUGUUCCGAAGAGCUGUUAUUGCAGUUCUGGCUGCUAACAGGCUUAGAAUCCUGGCCCAAUAUUCCUGCUUCCUUUUUCUCUGGACAGAUGGCUCAAGAGGAAGCACUAGAAUUCAAGUUUGUGUGGGAGAAUCUAGAGGCAGGCAUCACAUGUCACGUUUUGAAGAGGAAGGAGUUGACUCUAUUGAAGCUCUUGACUGGUUGACUAGCUCUAACCUCUAUACUGCAAUAAUCAGUUCCUUCUCUGAACUGCAGGAUGUUCUCAGCAAACCAGAUCCAAAAUCCUGGCUUUCUGGACACUCACUUAUCAACGCAGCCAGGAACUCCUUUACAAAACUGAUGGACAACCUGAGUGUAUUGAUGGAGACAGGACAAGGGAAACCCUGUGGGUGCAGAGUUUACCUGGAGAAGGACUCCCUUAUACAGAGGCUGGCUUGUGGACUCCACAGAGUAAAUGCCCAGGCCCUGGAAGCUGGAUUGUAUGACAGACUGCCUAGCUCAAGAAACAUAGCAAUCUUGCAGCAAGAAAUACUUGAACUUUCAGGAUGCUUUCAUACAGCAGAGGUAGAGGCCCGCUCACUGUUCCUGCAGCUUGUAGAAUUCAAAUGGACUUUCAAUGAGAUGCAAAAAGAUGUUGAAAAAGCCCACAGACUGCAAGAGCAAUUCAGUGAACUUCAGCAAUCAGACACAAUUUAUUUCUCUUUCCAGAAAACAAUCACCCAAGACAAUAUACAUGAGGUAUUAGAAAAAGCUUUGCACCGUGAGAAUGAGGCAAGGUUGCUUUUACAAGAACACGAGCAACGGCUUCAGAUGUUGAGUAGCAGACUAGAAUUGCACACAAGUGCAGACACUGAUAGAAGCCAAGACUCAAAUGUAUCUGUGAUGAGCCUCUCAGAUGCAAUGGAGGAGUUGAGGAGAAGAGGCCGAGUUCUGAAUCACCAGGAGAAACUCCUGAAAGAGAUGGAGCUGGAGCGGCAGUGGCUGCGGGAGGCUCUGCAGGAGGCAGAAUGUGCCCUCCAACAGGAAGCAAAAGACAAAGAGUUGAUCAUUAAUCAUAUGAAAGCUGUGGAUGCCACCCUAAGAGCGAAGCAGGGACCCCGUGACCCUUCUCGGCCGAGACAGGAAAGGAUGGAGGAGAGGCUUUGCUUCACCAAGCCCUGGGGCAGUCGGUCCCGGUGCCCCUGCGGGACUCCGAGGAGCACCGAGCUGGAAGGGCAGGAACGAGCAGAAGCCCCGGGGUGGUGGCCGAGCUGUAUCAGAAGCUCUGUGGCAGCAGCUGGAGCUGCGGGAUGUCCCGGCAGGGCUGGGGCAGCGGGGCCGGCUCCGAGCGGGGCAGGGACAGGGGACCGGGAUUGCCGGGAACACGAGCGGAUGGGAACAGCUCCGUCCUUUAGUGAGGUGGGUGCCAAUAAGGCCCCGGGUCAGUGGCUGCUCUCACGGGCAGAGGCUCACCCCACAGAAGAAGCAGCAGCAGCUCUGGGCUGGGUUGUGGCCAAUUCCUUUCCCCAGGUCAGAGACCAGGCUGUGCUAUCAGGUGCUGCAGCAGCCACACUGCUCCCCAGCCUGCAGCUGGAGAUCCUUUCAGAGGAAGCAGUGAGGGGCAGGCCAGAGGCUAUAGCAUUCCAGCACGUCCUUUUAAGUUUUAUGGAUCUCUACUCGCUGGCAGCUGUCAGAGUAGAAGCAUUACCAAUAGGAAGAGAAUCUUUGUGGGUUCACUUUGAACCUGAGGCAGCUGUGUCGCCUCCUGCUGCUGCUCCUGAUGCGUGUGGGAGACAGCCUACACAUCAACAUUUUACAUACGGGUCAGAAAGUCAGCCUGACUGGAGUUACAGCCAAGAUUUUGGGUGGUGGCAACCUGCAACUGACCUAACCACUGAUGUGAUACACGACAGAACCUAUGCUGGGCCUGUAAUUUACUCAAUCCCUGGUGAGCCACCCUACAGAAACUAUAUGUCUGCCAGCAGCAGAGCUUACAGUCUGCCACCAGGCAGAACAGGUUAUGGACCAUUAUCGGGCACUUUCGUCAACGUUACGCCAAGUGUAAUCCACGCUGCCUCAGGACUGGACAGCUCCUCCUGUUACAGGCCAUGCAGUAAUUCUGUGUAUUCAGUGUUCACACCCUCCUAUUUGACACGGGAUGGAACUUUAGGGGUCUUCAGGACAGGGUCUUCAGACAACACGUCCUUCAGUUUCAGACCACGCAGAGCCAAUUCUUUGCCUUCGUUCAGAUCUUACAGCCAGGAUAUCUCGUCCAGCCCCAGAUGA